Messenger RNA from Scomber scombrus (Atlantic mackerel), 4145 nucleotides. It is a transcript of the gene spint2, whose product is annotated as serine peptidase inhibitor, Kunitz type, 2. Bases 95 to 1504 code for a protein of 469 amino acids. Lineage: Eukaryota; Metazoa; Chordata; Actinopteri; Scombriformes; Scombridae. Gene Ontology annotation, molecular function: serine-type endopeptidase inhibitor activity. The transcript has 11 exons. The record is from RefSeq and is a predicted model, not a curated record.
CAGAGCGUCGCGCUGCAGAGAAACGACAACGAGUCAAAAGUUUAAAUUUAUUAUAAUAAGUUUCAGUUUCAGUGUGAAGUUAGUUUGUAGAGAGAUGCAGCUGUGCGUGUUUGUGCUGUCGGUGUGUGUGCUGCUGUGUCCCGGUGUGGCUCAGGACUGCAGCUGGGACCGGAGCACCGAGCCCCGCCAGAGUUUGGACCCGGCCUCGCUGCGCGCCGGAGCGGUCCAUCUGACCGGCAGCAGCGACGUGUCUGACCCGGACAGCUGCCGGGCCUCCUGCUGCGCUGAGCCGGCCUGUGACCUGGCUCUGGUCGGCUUCCCCAUGGACGGAGCCCCGCAGUGCACGCUGGUGAGCUGCGGGAAGCACCGGGACGCGUGCGUGCUGCGGCCCGACACGCAGUUCAAAGUUUACCGCAAGAAGCAGGAGAGUGAGACCAGCAGAGACGCACCGCAGGCCGGGGAGAGUCUGCACAUAGAGCCGCUGCUGGGGGAGACCCGGAGCAACCACACCGACCACGUGCGCUGCCGCCUGCCGAUGAGGGUCGGUCUUUGCCGCGCCUCCUUCCCCAAGUUCUACUACGACGUGACCAAUCAGAGCUGCCGCAGGUUCGUGUACGGCGGCUGCGGCGCCAACGGCAACAACUUCGACUCUCAGGAGGAGUGCGAGGCGGCCUGCAGCGGAGUCACAGGUUCGGUCCUCCCUGAUGAGUCGUCUCCUGCUCCUCCUGGAGUUCCUGUCAAAUCCCCUCGCAUGGCUCCGGCCUUCAGCUCAGAUGUGGCUCAGGAAUCUGCUGCUCCAGCUGAAACUAAACCAACAGAGACCCAACAUGCUGAGAAGAAAGAAAUGCAGGCUGAUGAAUUUGCUGAGCUGUGCGGGGCGGAGCCUGUGGUGGGUCCGUGCAGGGCGGCGUUUCAGCGCUGGUUCUACAGCAGCAAGACGGGCGGCUGUCAAUCAUUCGUCUACGGCGGCUGCCAAGGAAACAAGAACAACUACAAGAACCAGGAGAGUUGCAUGUCUACCUGUGCAACAGUCAAUGUGCUGCCGUCCAAGAAAGCUUCAUCUGACGAGCCGGCCGGCACAGAGUCCACAGAACACUGUUUGGCCCCCCGGGACUCGGGCCCCUGCCGCGCCGCCUUCCCCGCCUUCUACUACAACACCGACACUGGCAGCUGCCUGCCGUUCCUCUACGGCGGUUGUCAGGGCAACGGCAACCGUUUCGCCACCGCGGACGAGUGCAUGGCUAGCUGCAGCGGAGAAGGAUCCUUCGAGGGUCGUGGCCGAACUCGCAACCGCUGGACUGCAGCGUUCUUCCUCUUCGUCACUCUGGCGGCCAUCAGUGCUCUCCUGCUGACGACGCUCGUGGUGAUCACGCUGAGACGUCACGGCCUGUCCCGCCGUCCGUCCUCCGUCAGUGACAAAGAGGAGCUGCUGCAGGAUCCAGAUGAGCAGUCCUCUGUGGAGUCUCUGACCGUCCCAGAGAGCCCAAAGCUGGAGAAGGCCUGAGGAGGGGACCUUGCUUCACCCUGGGGGGUCUGCAGAUGGUCCAGAGGGGCCUCAGACCUCUGAUUCUUAAACACUGUUGUUAUAUCUGAGACUUCUUAAAGUGUCUGCAAUGUGAAGGAAAGACAAAACAAACCAAAAUAUUAGGAAACAUGAUGAAAUAAUAAAUACAAAGAUGUGACUCUGAGCUGUGACACGUUAAAGGAUCAUUCUGCUAAUUCUUUUAUAUUUGGAUCCAAACCAACAAAGAACUGAUCUACUAACAAGCUUUAUGUGUGUAUCAAAGUCGGAUAUAUCUGAUUCCUCUGUUGUUGUUUAAAAACUACUAAAACCAUGCCACAGUCUUCAAAAUAAAGGACCAAAAUCUUCAAAAUAAAGCAACAAAAUCUUCAAAAUAAAGGACCAAAGUCACCCAGUGCAGCAACCACUGCAUUGGGUGACAUGUUACUUUUAUUUUGAAGAGUUUUGGUCACGUUAGCUUUUUUAGAAACGGAAACAAAGAGAGUAAUUCUACGUAAGGCGCAGACGCUACUGAGCAUGUGCAGUAACAAGGUAGCUUGUUACGCUUCAUAUCACAACUUCAGUAUAAACUCCAGAGGUUGUGAUCUGAAGCUCAACAAGCUACAACGUUACUGCACAUGCUCAGUAGCGUCUGCGCCUUACACAGAACUACUCUCAGAGACUCAAAACAUGAUCAUUGUUAUUAGUCUUUGUUUCUGUUUCUAAUCAAAUUAACGUGACCAAACUUUUCAAAAUAUAGGAACAUGUCACCCAGAGUUUGUACCUUUUUUUGUGGCAUGGCAACAACACUAGAAUAAUAAGAUAUAUCAGACUUUGAUUCACACACAGUGCUUGUUAGUAGAUCAGUUUUUUGUUGGUUUGGAUCCAAAUAUGAAGUUAUCAAAGCUAACAGAGUCUCUGCUUCACUACAAACAUCAUCAAUCUGUUACAAUUUUUAAACAAACUUAAGAAAAUAUGUUUAUUAGCUUGUUUUGAGGAGUGAUAUCGAUAUCGACGUCUGUGUACAACAAGUUUAAAAUCCACCUAGCAGCACCUGUACAGCUCACUGAUUACCUCGUUAUAUCUCGAUUGUUUCAUUUGUUCGCAAACAGAAAUGUAAAAACUUAAAACUAGCUGGAACUAUUUCUUGUCUAACAGCGUCGUAUUCAUCCGCCCAGCAAGUAGUUUCAGCAUGUUAGAAACACUCAAAUGAAACAAUCUAGAUUUAACAGUAAUUAAUGAGCUGUACAGGUGCUGUCCGAUGGAUUUUAAGCUAUUUGAACGAGUCGCUCUCAGGAAGAAAGAGAGAAAAAUAUCAGUCACUUUUUAAAGAUACUAAGAAGUCUUCAGAUGUUUUUUACCUCCUGUUUUGUUUUUUAACUUUACGUCUGUCGCUCCACGUUUUUAUUCACUGUCCUGAUUUAUAUUUCUUAUCUGUCUUCUGGUUCUCAGCCUCACCACAUAACUUAAUUAAUUAGUAAUCAUUUAUAACCUAAAACCUCAAAUAACAAAUAUGAAGGCUUUACUUUUAAUCAUUUAUGACAUCGGUUUUUAUAUUUUAUGGAUUAAACAAUUAAAUGUGUAAUUAAAAGUGUGUUUUUAAUCAGUUGAAGGGAGUCGAAUUUAUCACAAGAACACAGAAAAACAGGAAGAAUAUUUAGAUUAUUAUUUAAGUAAAAAAUGAGAAUAAAUUGAAUAAUGUAAGUUUGUUUGUUUGUAGAGAAAGUUUCCUACACAAGACUUAUAAAAAUUACUUAAUUACAGAAUUCAUUAAGACCUUUUUAAAAAUGUGAAUGAAGUUAAGAGCAGAGUUUAAAUACAGGAUCAUUAACAGACUAUAAACUCAGCCGGAAGAAAACCAAGAACAUGGCAUUUGAAUGUAGAAAAUUGUUGGGUUUUUUUUAUUAUUAAAGUUUUAAAUUAUUAUUUUUAAACAAAACUCAACUUUUGGACUCUGAAACUGAAGAAAGACACUCUAUGAGUCAGAAACACUGGAUACUACAUUUCCCAUGAUGCACGUGGGCAGGCUGAGAACCACAUGAUUUAAAAGUGACGUCACAAUGUGCACUAACUACUGUAUUACUGAUAUUGAUCGGAAGAAUCUGUCGUAUUAUUAUUAAAAACGCCAAAAUUUAAGGUUUUCUUUCUGUGAUGCCUUCAAUGACUCUCUGUAAAUCUGAACUAUUAUCAUUAUUAUAUUAAUUAAUCAUUUUUUCAUACUUUUUUUUGUCUAUUUCCUGUCAAAAAUAAACACAAAUCUGAUAUUUUACUAUGAAAAUUCAGUUCAGAAAACAGUGGCUCAACAUGAGGAAGUUCUUACAAUUACUAGAUGGAGUUUUUAAAAUUAUGACAGGACUUUUGUUUUGAAGGGUUAAACUUUAUUAAAUAUCUAAACUAAAACAGUCGAAGCUUUUUAACUGUUGGGGAAAUCAAGAAUAUUAUAAAGUCUUUGAAGUUCAUCGUCAAUGUAUCUGAGUUUUGUGUGAAGCCUUUAAGAAGUUAUUUAAUCUGUCACAUUGCUGACUUUAACAUGUGAUUGAUAACUGAUAUGUAAACUGUAAUGAUUAUAGAUUAGUGACGAGGUGUUUGUGUAUUCUGAGUUUUACAGGAGUUUAACUUUAACCAUCAUCUGUUUCAAUCUGUA